Molecule: messenger RNA, 966 nt
Organism: Colletotrichum navitas
Lineage: Eukaryota; Fungi; Ascomycota; Sordariomycetes; Glomerellales; Glomerellaceae
Exons: 1
Source: RefSeq, a predicted model, not a curated record
UUGCUAUGCCGGGCGAAUGGGACGGAGACGCCAACUACCCGACCAGAUGGCACACAGCACGAGAUCGUUUCUAGCGCGGAGGUGUUCUGCGGAGAAGUCCAAGCUAUUAUCGACCAAACAGAGGAGCUGCACAAGCUCGUUUCCAGCGUCGCCGCCUCGGAUGACCCGAUCAACGCCUACAGCUGCAGGCCUCAUCUACCGAGCAGCCUGGUCAACGCGUUUGAGGGGAUACUCGGCCUGUUUGUUCUCAAGGCCAAAGAGCUUUCGUGGAUGAACAGGUUUGCGGCCAAGCGCGGCUCCUCGUACAGCCGCAACGCCGAGCGCAGGUUGAACCGUCUAAAAGACGCUUGUGAGUCGACGUCGAGACACGUUCGCGAGCAUCUCGUCCGGGCCAGGGAAGACAUAAUCAUGCUGGGCACCACGAAAAGAGACUCUGAAAGAAUUAUCAUCGCUCCCAUCGGGCCCGAGUUCUUGGCAGCAUGCCUGAUAAGCAGCCUACAGAACAACGUCCCCGUGCCGGGUACCGAGAGAAAAUUGGACCUGGUCGCCCACUAUCGCAACCACACUUCCCGGCUAUGGUUCGAAACAAACAGGAAACCCAAACGGGGGGCCUUUGUUGCGAUCCAUGCGCUGGAAGAGGAGCUGGAGGCCCUGCGGGUUGUCGUCGCUUCCCAGCAGCACUUGCUGAAGUCGUACCAGAGACUCCUCUCGCCCCUUUCGUUCAGGUCGCGGACGACAGACCGGCUGUACUACAAAGAUCGCAAAGCGUCGUUUGACCUCGAAAACAAGUGCAUACGUAGACAACAACGGAGGCUCGCCGAGCGGGACAAAGCACUGGCGAUCUUGCAACGGAAGGCGAGGACGCUGCGGGAUGAGACGAAACAAAGGAUCGAAAUACUCGACGAAGGGCACGGCAAGGCGAUUCGCGUCUUCACCAUUGUGACCCUUUUCUUUCUGCCGCUGUAA